Hemicordylus capensis (graceful crag lizard) is the source of this 5539-nucleotide messenger RNA. It is a transcript of the gene LTN1, whose product is annotated as listerin E3 ubiquitin protein ligase 1. The transcript is spliced from 30 exons. Gene Ontology annotation, molecular function: ribosomal large subunit binding; zinc ion binding; ubiquitin protein ligase activity. Lineage: Eukaryota; Metazoa; Chordata; Lepidosauria; Squamata; Cordylidae. Bases 130 to 5415 code for a protein of 1761 amino acids. Gene Ontology annotation, biological process: ribosome-associated ubiquitin-dependent protein catabolic process; rescue of stalled cytosolic ribosome. The record is from RefSeq and is a predicted model, not a curated record. Gene Ontology annotation, cellular component: cytosol; RQC complex.
UCCCGGAAGCUCGGGCUCUCCUCCUCCUUCUUCUCCUCCUCCCGGGCCCGGGAGCAGCUGUCCUUUGCUGGGCCGCUGCUUUGCUUCUAACAUCGUUGCCGCCGGCGCGGCGGCCACCACGCCACCGCCAUGGGAGGCAAGAAUAAGCAGCGAACGAAGGGCAACGUGCGGCCCUCUAGCAGUGGGAGAGCAGCAGAACUUCUUGCCAAAGAACAAGGAACUGUUCCUGGAUUCAUCGGCUUUGGCUCAUCUCCAAAUGACCUCGGAUAUGUUCCUGCAAUUCAAGGAGCUGAAGAAAUAGACAGUCUUGUAGAUGCUGAUUUUCGAAUGGUGCUGCGGAAACUUUCCAAAAGGGAUGUCACAACCAAAUUAAAGGCUAUGCAGGAAUUUGGGACAAUGUGUAAGGAGAGAGAGACGGAGAUUGUUAAAGGAGUUCUGCCUUACUGGCCUAGAAUUUAUUGUAAAAUUUCUAUUGAUCAUGAUCGUCGGGUCCGAGAAGCAACACAGCAAGCUUUUGAGCAACUUAUUCUGAAGGUUAAGAAACAUUUGGCUCCUCAUCUAAAAAAUCUUAUGGGAUACUGGCUGAUCGCUCAAUGUGAUAUUUACUCUCCUGCAGCAUCGGCAGCGAAAGAAGCGUUUGAAAAAGCUUUUCCGCCAAGCAAACAACCUGAAGCCUUAGUGUUUUGCAAAGAUGAAAUCCUAAAUGUGCUACAAGAUCAUCUUUUGAAAGAAACGGCAGAUACACUAAGCGACCCACAAACUGUGCCAGAAGAAGAAAGGGAAGCCAAAUUUUUUCGAAUUCUAACUUGUUCUUUGCUAGCUUUAAAAAAAUUACUUUGUAUGUUGCCCAGUAAUGAAAAUAGUUGCUUGGAGGAGAAGCUUAAGCUUUUACUGUCUCAAAGCAAGUUCUGGAAAUACAGCAAACAUAAAACACCCCAGGUUCGUUCAGCUUUUUUUGAGCUGAUUUCUGCUUUUUGCCAGCACAUUCCUGAGUCUAUGAAAACUGAAGCAUCAAGAGUUUGUCCAGCAGUUCUUCUCAGUAUUGAUGACAGUGAUGCUGUUGUAUGUCCUGCUCUCUGGGAGGCUUCACUUCAUGUACUUGCUACCGUUGAGGAUUGCUGGAGUCAUGUGAAUAUGAAAAAGGGGGUCCUGCCAAAGUUGUGGACAGUACUUCGAGAAGGAGGACGAGGUCUUGCUACUGUUAUCUAUCCCAAUAUCUUGCCGUUCAUUAGCAAGCUACCUCAUGGCAUUGCAGAACCAAAUCUUGACUACUCUAGAAUGCUUUUCACUUCCAUAAUUCAAGGUUUAUUGACCGAAAGAGCUAUGGCUAGCCAUUCAGAAUGUUCAGCAAUCAUAUCGGCAUUUAUGGAAUGUUUACGAUUUACAAUACUACAGAACACAGGUGAAGAAAAAGAACAAAUUAAGAUACAAGAAAUGCUUAUAAAUGAUCAGUUAAUUCCCCUCAUUGACACAGUGAUUAAAGAGCCCAAGUUACAAAAUGGAUCAUUAUUUUAUGAGGUAGCAAAGACUUUAAACUUCUGGAAAACAAGAGCAGAAACUUCAAGUGGUGAUGGAACAGCUCUCACUUGUCAGAGAAUGUUGUUGAACUUUUGGGAUGGCCUUUCAGAUACAUGUGUGGUACAUGUUGAUGUAAUGGAUGCAAAUGAGAAAUCUUUGGCUGCUGUGUCUUGUUUGCUGCAAGUUCUUCAAAAUCCAGAAAAUCAGACAAAUCUAACCAAAAGGAAAGCUGCGAAGAUCAGAUUUGCAGAAGAGGGUGAAGCUGAAAGCAACACUGAACAUGAGAAGUGGGUUGAUGUGCAAAAUAGCAGUGAGCCUGCCACUUUACUUCAUGGACAACAUCUUUCUCCUCUAAAGAAUGAGCCUUUAGAAGAUUUGGUUUGUAAACUUGCAGAACUGAGUAUUGUAUAUACUAAUGAACAGAGAUCUGACCGACACUUAAAGUUCUUGUCAGCUCUUCUUAGCAACUUUGCUUCUAGUAGAGUUUUCCAGGUUCUGUUGGAGAAUAGGAGCAAUAUUCAGGAGGCUGUGAAGUAUGAAAAUCCAGCUAUCCAAUUUUUGUAUGAAAACUUAAUAGAUUGGCUGAAAGAAGACCAGAGGAAAGAAACUGACUUCUUGGUUGAUAUGUUGUAUAGUGUCCUUCACUGCUGCAGCAUCAGCACAGAGAGAGAAAACAUUCUCAGUGACUUAACAAAGAUGGACCUGAGAUGGAAUAUUCUCCUUCAGAUAAUUCAGAAGGCAUGUUCAAGUGCAGAGAAACAUUCUUUAGUUUCUGCCUGGCUAAAAGGAGAUGUAUUGGGGGAGAAGCUUGUGACUUUGGCUGAUGAUCUGUGCAACACAAGCUUGAAAACAACAGUAGCUGCAGCAGAAUCCUUUCAUUCAGAAAGAUGGACCUUACUAAGUUUGGUGUUAUCUCAACUGAUUAAAAAUGAGUCCUUGAUUGGUGAAACUUAUGUUAAGAGGAUUAUUGAUAAACUUCAAGCAGCUCUGUCUAGAGCUAAGGAUCUCUCAGAAGCUGGAAAUACGGAACCAUCUGUGUCUUUCAUCUGUGACAUAGCCUCCAACUUUUUCAGCUCAGUUAAAGGAUGCUUGUUGAUGCCAUCAUCAGAAGAUUUAUUGUUCACCAUUUUCCAGUUGUGUGCACAGAGCCAGGAUGCAACACGUUUGUCAGAUUUCCUUGUAAAUAAGUUGAAGCAUACUUGGUUAUGUGGUUUAACUUCACUUGUGCAUCAGUUCGGUGAUAUGCAUAAAGAGAGUACUUUCCUUCAGAGAUCUGCAUUUUGGGUCAAGAACCAGCUUCAAUCAUCUACACUGGAAGUUACAAGUUUGCAGGUUUUAAUCUCUGCAGUCAGUGACUUGUUGACUAAACUACUGGAAGCUGAUUACGUUUCUGCUUGUAUUCUGAAUGAUUAUAUAGAACAUCUUACUCCAAGUGAGCCUGAAUGGGAAAAGAUGAGGGAAUCUCUGUCUAGUGAGUGGUUAAAAAAACCACUCUUGGAAGGAAGACUGAGUAUGAAUAGUGAGAUUUCUGGAACAGACCCAAAGCUUUGUGUCAUGGGUAAACUUCCGAGCCACCUCUGCACUGCAACACUAUUAAGUAGAAUGGUGCUACAAAUACUGGAAAAAGGGGUAGUGUUUGAGAACCAUGAAGUGGAAAGAAACAAAACUGAAAAUAUCAUUGCAGAGCAGCUUUAUGCCUUACAAUGGAUUGAAGAACUCACAAACCCACCUUCCCUGCUUCUUGAAUUUCUUCAGAAGCUACAAGAAAUGAAUAUUUCGUGUGACAAAUUAAGUGCACUCAGUAAUAUUCCCUGCCUCUUACAAAUUUUAUUCGAUAGAUCAAAAGAGUGUGGGAGACUAUGGGCCUUAACCAUGGCCAAAUUUAUAGAAACAAAGAAUAUUGCAACUUGUGAUGUAAAGGCACUUUUCAAUACAGCAGAAAGGUUUUUUCCAUUAACGGAAGGCAAUUUGCACACACUUCAGAAUCUGUCUCCAUUUUUACUUGAAGAAGAUAAGGAAGAGCUUAUCAUUCAGUGUACCGCUAAACUUAUGACAUGCAGUGAAACUGAACUCUCCAAUACUGAUGGAGCUUUUGGAUACCUUGCUAUUUUAAAUCCCUGCUUGAAUGGUGGAAGCAUCGAUUAUGGAGAACUAAUGUCUGGAAUAUUAAAAAUAAUUAUAUCCUGGCGAAAUGACUAUGAAGACAGCUUUCUUUUCAGCUGCAAUCUAAAAGAAGCAAGUCCUCAAUUGCUUGGCUUCAAUAUAGAGAUGAUCCGUUUUGUUUCUCUGCUGCUGAAAAAUCCUUUAUCUCUGGUGGACAAUGAGUGGGAUUUUGUCAUGUGUUCCAUGCUGGCUUGGUUAGAGACGACAAGUGAAAGCCAAGCAGUCUUUCCUGUUGAACUCAUACAAGUAUUUGCCUGUGUCAGCUGUGACUUGACUGCUGCCUUGAGUGCUUAUUUCCAGACAGCAACUCCUGAAAUCACUGAAAAGCUUCCAGCAAAUCUCAUGACUGAAUGGAAGGAUUUUUUUUCUGAAGGCAUUCAUGGUUUACUCUUACCUCUGUUGGUAAAGAUCACAAGAAAAGAAAAAGAUGCACCAGAAACAUCAUUUCAGAAUUCUGUGUUGAAAUCCUUGGGCGAAGCUUUAACAUACAUUUCAAAGGACCAAUUACUGAAUCACAAACUUCCUGCCAAAUUUGUUGCUGGCCAGAAGACAAAUCUUCCUGAUAAACUACAGACCUUGUUAAAUACAUUGUCUCCAUUGCUGCUCUUCAGAGCUAGACCUGUUCAAGUGGCAGUAUACCACAUGUUAAAAAAGUUAAUGUCUGAAUUGCCUAAAUUUGACACAGAGGAUCUCAAAUCCUAUGGUGAUGAAGAGGAGGAAUUGUCACUGUCUCCACCAGCAGCUCUUAUGACUGUUCUUGAUGCUCAAGAAGACUUACUAGAAAAUAUCCUAGAAUGCAUUCCAGUUGGAGAGUUUGCAGUUGUUCAGCCACCGAGUGAGGAGUUUUCCCUUGUUUUAGGAUAUCUUCUCAUGUGGAAAUUAAUACUCACUUUCUUCAAAGCAGCAUCUUCUCAACUGCGAGCUCUUUAUUCACAGUAUCUUCGAAGAACUAAGAAUUUGAAUAAGCUAUUGUAUCACCUGUUCAGACUAAUGCCAGAAAACCCAGCUUUUCCAGGAUCAACAAUUGAACUUUCAAAUAAGGAUGUAAAAACGUAUUUUACUGAAGAGCUAGAUUUAGACAUCAAAGACACAUCAGCAGUGCCUUCGCAGAUCCCACAUUUGGCUUGCUCAGUUUACUGCAUGACAUUAAAAGAUCUGCCAGCCAUGGUUCGCCUUUGGUGGAAUAGCUGUGAGAAAAGAGUCUUCAACAUUGUAGAUAAAUUUACAAGCAAAUACGUCAGUAAUCUACUUUCUUCACAAGAAAUAUCUUCUGUGCAGACCAGUACUCAGUUGUUUAAUGGCAUGAUGGUAAAAGCCCGAUCUGCUACUCGAGAAGUUAUUGCUACAUACUCAGUUGAUGAUAUAUUCAUUGAAUUGAUAAUACAGCUUCCCCAAAACUACCCUCUGGGUUCCAUAACUGUUGAGAGUGGAAAGAGAGUUGGUGUAGCAGUUCAACAAUGGCGCAAUUGGAUGCUACAGUUGAACACAUACCUCACUCAUCAGAAUGGAAGCAUUAUGGAAGGCUUAGCAUUAUGGAAAAACAAUGUGGAUAAACGUUUUGAGGGUGUUGAAGACUGCAUGAUCUGUUUCUCAGUCAUCCAUGGCUCUAACUACUCUCUCCCCAAAAAAGCUUGCAGAACAUGCAAGAAGAAGUUCCAUUCAGCCUGUCUGUACAAAUGGUUUACAUCUAGUAACAAGUCAACUUGCCCACUUUGUCGAGAGACCUUCUUCUGAACUGCAUCACCUUCUCUACUUCAAUGAGUUUCUCAAAGAAAAUCAGGACACCAAUCACACCUGAGUUGAGCUGUGAAAGCUACUUUUAGCUUUAUUUACAAAUAAACAUCUUGUUGUAUGAUCA